Messenger RNA from Seriola aureovittata, 1698 nucleotides. It is a transcript of the gene utp23, whose product is annotated as UTP23 small subunit processome component. Gene Ontology annotation, cellular component: nucleolus; small-subunit processome. The coding region runs from base 203 to 928 and encodes 241 amino acids. The transcript has 3 exons. Gene Ontology annotation, molecular function: small ribosomal subunit rRNA binding. Lineage: Eukaryota; Metazoa; Chordata; Actinopteri; Carangiformes; Carangidae. The record is from RefSeq and is a predicted model, not a curated record.
GCGUGUGUACAUCAGAAUCCAUGCUGAAGUCCGUUGAUAGUGAUAUUUAGAGAAUGUGUACGAAAAUCGUCCAUUAAAUUUGUUAAACUCCACCGGACAUUUGAAAACAUCGCUAAAGGCUCUUGAUAUUUUCUGAAGAGAAAGAAGAAAAGUUGUUAUUAACCAGAACCAGCCUGUGCUUUGACUUUACCCAACAACCAACAUGAAGAUCAAGAGACAGAAACAAGCCAAGAAAACCAUAAGUUUCUACAAAUACAACUUCAACUUUAGGGAACCUUUUCAGAUCCUCAUCGAUGGGACUUUUUGUCAGGCUGCGUUGAAAAACAAGAUCCAGAUCAAAGAACAAAUGCCCAAGUACUUGAUGGGGGAGGUGCAUCUGUGCACCACAAACUGUGCACUGAAAGAACUGGAGACUCUGGGGAAAGAGCUGUAUGGAGCCAAAAUCAUCCUGCAGAGGUUUCAGGUCAGGAAUUGUCCACAUUUCAAGAACCCAGUCCCCGCUUCAGAGUGUCUGCUGUCCAUGCUGGGGGACACAAACCCACACCACUACUUUGUAGCCACUCAGGACCACACAGUGACCACGGGCCUGAAGAAGAUCCCAGGCGUUCCUCUGCUCUACAUCAUCCUCAACACCAUCGUGCUGGACAAACCCAGCCAGACGUCCCUCGACCACGUGCAGGCCGUCCAGCUCGGCCAGCUGGUGAGCCCGGCCCAGCAGCAGAGCAUCCGCAGCCUGAAAGAGGAGCAGGGAAUCAACCAGAAGGACGGAGAGAGGCGAGGGAAGAAGAGGAAGAGGAAACAGAACAACCCUAACCCUCUGAGCUGCCUUAAGAAGAAGAAGAAAGGAGUGCCGACGCCACCACUGAAGAAGUCAGAGCAGGGGGAGAAGAGGAAAAGAAGUCGACACAAGAAACAAAAUACGGAGUGAGGAGAUUAAUCUAUCUGCUCCUGCAGUUACAAAUACAUAAUAUGGCAAGAAGACAGAGACUUAAGCCAUGUUGUUUCUUGCAUAAAUAUUAUUCGAAGAAGUCAAAGAUGUUCAUGUUUAAUAUAACCCCAAUCUAAAAUUAUUACACUCUCCACAUUAACCUCUGGUCUGUUAUUCUGAUGUUACCACGUAGAACAAAUUGAUGUUUGUUACACAAAAUGCCAUUCUGAAAUACUGGUCAUGGUAUUUGUUUAAUUUUGAAAAGUUUUGCAACAGUUUCCAGGACUCAUGGCUUUGCAGGCAUGGAACUGAAACUGUUCAGAAACAAAGCAAUACUUUUGAGAUUGAGAGGAUUUGUCUUGGCUUUUAUACAAAAUAAAAAAGCAGGUUUACAGGCACAUAGUUUGAAAUAUAAGAUGCACUCAGACAUUACAUAACCAGCAGUUUAUAUGGAAGUGGAUAUCAAAAACGAUGCAUUCAGCUGUCUUCGCAGAAGCACAGAAAGAAGUGUGGUCACAAUGACAUACUAUACUGUACACUGUGUGAUUUGUUUUUUCUGCUAGAUUAGUUCUGUUGUAUUUUUGUCGUACGAUGAGUUUAGAGUCCAAACAAUGACGCAUAUCCCACAUGUGUUCAUUCAGACUUCUCUUGAUCAUGUUUCAGGUUUCCACGUCAUUUAGAUUAAAAAUCCAUUUUACUUUUAAAUAAAAAAACAAUUCAUUUCUCUACAACUGUUAUAUGUUAUAACAUUAAAUGAAUAUUGAACAGAG